This is a messenger RNA of Galleria mellonella (greater wax moth), 2505 nucleotides long. RefSeq names its product transcription factor Dp-1 (gene Dp). Gene Ontology annotation, biological process: regulation of cell cycle; regulation of transcription by RNA polymerase II. NCBI's taxonomy places the organism in Eukaryota, Metazoa, Arthropoda, Insecta, Lepidoptera, Pyralidae. The record is from RefSeq and is a predicted model, not a curated record. Gene Ontology annotation, molecular function: RNA polymerase II transcription regulatory region sequence-specific DNA binding; DNA-binding transcription factor activity, RNA polymerase II-specific. The transcript has 11 exons. Gene Ontology annotation, cellular component: nucleus; transcription regulator complex. The coding region runs from base 281 to 1567 and encodes 428 amino acids.
UGAAAAGCGCGUCAUCCAAUCAGCUGGGUUGGUAAAUUAUAGUCGUAUCCCGCCGCCGUUGAUAUUUUUCUUUUGCGUGCUACUACUUUACACUAAUAGUAAUGAAUUUGAUAGCUUUUUACAAGUGAUUUUAUUUUAUUUAUAGAAUAUAAGAUAUAUGACGAUUGCAGAGGAAUUUUAUGAAGCAUUCGUGUCUAUUAGUGCGGUUUAUAACCAUCAAACAUUGCCCAAAAUAUAGUGAAAUGUCGCCAUUUUGACCAACAAUUUGAGACAGCCUCAAAUGGUUAAGGUAGUUCAAAGCACCGGUAAUGAAGCCCUCGCACAGAUAAAAGUGAAACCUAAUACAGUGAAAUUAAUUAAAAUAUCUACAUCUACUGAAGGGAAAACACAGGAAUCUGUCCACAAAGCUGUUGCACUGAAUAACAUUAAAUGUCCUCCAAAAAUCGUACAAAUUCCUAUUGAAACACUACCCCAGAAACCUGAAACAGAGCCUAUUACUGACUACGAAGAAAACCAAGUCAUAAAUCAACAACUUACAGAAUUAAAAUAUAUUGAAACUGUACCAGAUCUAGUACCUAUACAAACAAUACUAAAUCUUUCAAAUACUGAAGCAGUAAUUAAAAAGAAAAAUCUGACAUCUUUUACUAUGUCUCAUGCCUCUAGAAGAAGGCACGAUUCGGAUAAUGAUCCUCCUACGGAAUAUACUACAAAAAGACGUAAACACGCUGAUAAAGUUGGAAAAGGUCUAAGGCAUUUUUCUAUGAAAGUAUGUGAAAAAGUCAGAACCAAAGGUUUCACAUCAUACAACGAAGUAGCUGAUGAGUUAGUAUUAGAAUUUGCGGCUGGCAUGCAUGGUUCAGCAGAUAGUCAACACUAUGACCAAAAGAACAUACGACGAAGAGUAUAUGAUGCAUUAAAUGUUUUAAUGGCUAUGAAUAUAAUAUCAAAAGAGAAAAAAGAAAUUCGAUGGCUUGGUUUACCUACAAAUUCAGUACAAGAAUGUACAUCAUUGGAAAAAGAGAAACAGUUGAAACUUGAACAAAUCCAGAAGAAAACACAACAACUUCAAGAGCUUAUUUUACAGCAUAUAUCAUUCAAAAGUCUGAUACAAAGAAACAAAGAGGCAGAGAACAAGGGUGUGAAGCCAUCACCUUCAUCUGCAAUACAUCUACCAUUUAUUGUAGUGAAUACGAGUGACAAAGCCUUGAUUGACUGUAGUAUUUCUAAUGAUAAGACAGAGUAUAUGUUUAACUUCAACAAAAAGUUUCAAAUUUAUGAUGAUAUAGACAUAUUAAAAAGAAUGGGCCUUUUAUUUGGAUUAGAUAAGGGGAUGUGCUCAGAUGAAGAUAUAGAAAGAGCUAAAAAUAUGGUACCAAAAGCAUUGGAACAUUAUGUGGAACAAAUGGGCAGAGGGGUCAUAUCCAAGUUAUCAAGUAUACUUGAAGAAGAAGAAAUGGACGAUACGGUCGAAGAAGAAACAAUAGAAGGUGAAGGGGAAGCAGAAGACGACGCCGAGGAGCCUGACGGCAACGAUUAUAGUGACGACAGUAGUGACGUCGACGUCUAGCGACCAUGUCCCGCGCUAACGCGCGACUUUAACAAGUACUUUAUGUAUAAUAUUAUUUAGGUGUUAAUUGAAAUGUGUUAAACUUAUGAAAUGUGCUACACUACUUAAGAGUAGGAUAAUGGAGAUCCUAAACUUAUACUAGUGUAACAAACUAUCAAUGUGAGUGUCAGAAAUGGAUCUUUAUGAAAAAAAAAACAAGAAGCAAGGAAGAAACGAAAAGAGGCCAUACAAACAGUAACAAACUGGUCUAUUGUGCAAUUAUACAUACACUUAUGUGACAAUUGUUAAUGAAUUUGUUCUUUACUUUCUCUUUAGUUUUUAUAGGAACAACAUUAUUGCAAAUGCAUAUGUGCAAUCACAACUAAACUUACAAGUUAUAUAAUAAUUAAUUAAAUGUAUUUUACUAUAGAUUUAUUAUUUGUCAAUUACAAAUCUCUUUGGCUCUUUAUGACAUUUGAAUAAAAUAUGACACUGGAAAAAUUAAAAGAAAGUAAUAAUUUGUGUCUGCAGGUUUCAUAAGUUUAGUUGUGUAUUUAGAUUGUUGGUAAAAUGGUAUUAUUUAUGUUAAAAUUAGCUGCUGCAAUUAAUUAUCAAUCUAAUAUUCUUUUGUAAUGACAAAAUAUUUUGUUAUUGAAAUACUGUACAUUGGUAAUGUUGUUAUAAAAACCAGAAAAAGGUAAUUUUUAAUAUACAUUUAAAAUGUUUUUGCAAAUCUCUUAUAAAAUUUUCAUUAGCAUCUGUGUCUACAUAACCGCUUGUCACUAUAUUAAUUGCUUCUAAUUUGACUCUGUAUUUGGUUCCUCAAGAUUAAGCCACUCAAUAAAUAUGCUAUGCAUUAAAACUAUAAAUAACAUCAUUUUAUAAGCAAUCAAGCUAAAUACAAUAUCUUUGGAAAACCUAUUGAAACACCACUUUAACAAUAAAAGAUCAAAUAAUGA